UCGACCAAUCAAGUUUCACAGAGGCGUGUCCGUUUACAGUUUCAACAAAUGAGAAGGCCGUUGUUUGAGAGAAGGCGGGACUAUUCUAUCCGUCAAUCAUUCUCGGGAGGCACAGAAAGAGCUAGGUUAGAGCAGCUAUUCAACAAGGCAAACAGCAGCUCCGUGCGAAAACCACUUUUACUAGUCCACAUCCAACAUCUACCGGGACACAACGGACAAUUGUCAUUUUAUUUCCACAUAAAUGCCCCUAUGGAUUACUAAUACAGCACCGUCGAAGAGCAGACGUGUUCCUCAGCUUGACAGCAAAGCUUUGGAUUCUUUACACUGGUCACCUAGAGGAGUCAUAGAGAGAUGAAGACUCUAGAGGAGCCCCCCUACCUGACUGUUGGGACGGAUGUGAGCGCCAAGUACAGAGGGGCUUUCUGUGAAGCCAAGAUCAAGACGGCCAAGAGGCUCGUCAAGGCCAAGGUGACCUUUAAAGCAGAUCUGUCUACAGCAGAGGUCCACGAUGAAAACAUCAAAGGGCCUCUGAAGGUGGGGGUUGUUGUUGAAGUGAAGAAUCAGGAUGGCGUUUACCAAGAGGCCACGAUUAACAAGCUGACUGAUGCCAGUAUUUAUACAGUCGUUUUUGAUGACGGCGACGAGAAAACCCUGAGGCGUUCUUCUCUCUGCCUGAAAGGAGCGCGGCACUUUGCAGAAAGCGAGACACUCGACAGACUCCCUUUAACAAACCCAGAGCACUUUGGCACACCGGUCAUUGGCAAGAAGGGCAACCGUGGUCGCAGGUCAAACCCUAUUCAAGAGGAGGAGUUGUCCUCCUCCUCCAGUGAAGAAGAGGAGAGCGACCAGCGGCAGAACGAGGAUCUAUUCGGUAAGGUGGUCUGUGUGGAGGGGGCAGUCACCGCUGACAAGAAGAAGAGCACGUGGUAUCCCGCUCUGGUCAUCUCCCCAGACUGCCAUGAAGACAUGACCGUGAAGAAGGACAACGUCUUCGUCCGGUCCUUCAAGGAUGGCAAAUUCUACAUGGUGCUCCGGAAGGACGUCAACGAGCUGAGCAGCGAGAAUCCUCCGAAAGCCGACGCAGGCGUCAAACCAGCUUUGGACGCAGCGUUGGAGUUCCGGCAGAAACAGGUUGUACCCAGCUGCUGGAAGACGGAAGUGAAAGAGGAGAGCUCCAGCAGCGAGGAGGAGGACGAGGAUGAGGAGGACGAGCAGGAGGAAGACGGCAGCGGGGAAGAGGAGGAGGAGGAAGUGGAACCUUUCCCAGAGGAGAGGGAGAACUUUCUGCAGCAGCUUUACAAGUUCAUGGAGGACCGAGGAACGCCCAUCAACAAGAGGCCUGUUCUGGGCUACAGGAACCUGAACCUUUUCAAGCUCUACAGACUGGUCCACAAACUGGGAGGCUUUGACAACAUCGAAAGCGGCUCUGUUUGGAAGCAGGUCUACCAGGAUCUGGGCAUCCCUGUGCUCAACUCAGCAGCUGGCUACAACGUCAAAUGUGCUUACAGGAAGUAUCUCUAUGGAUUUGAGGAAUACUGCACCUCUACUGCCAUCACUUUCAAGAUGGACCUGCCUUUGAAGCAGAGUCCUAAGAGAGAGGUGAAAUCUGAGGAGGAGCCAGGAAGAGCAGCUCCAACGUCCUCCAUCUCAGAAGAGCAGAAAACCCAGAUGGACAGAGAACUUUGCUCUCCACCAUCCAUCCUCUGCAAGGUACAGGAAGAAAAAGUGGAGUUCACCCAAAUCAAAUCGGAGUCAGAGCCAUCCAAAACGGAGGGAAAUUACAGCGCAAACAACGACGAUGACGACAAAGAAGAGGGUGCUUCAAAGGUAGAUGCAGAUGAGGGGUCAUCCACGUCUCGCCUCGGAGGUGAUAACGUAAAAAUGGAGCAGGAUGAUGAGCAGGAGAGCAAGGAAAACUCCGGGGAUGACAGCAGUCAGGAGGGGGAGGAAGGGGAGGAGUUUGAGUGUUACCCCCCGGGGAUGAAGGUGCAGGUGAGGUAUGGGCGAGGCCGCACUCUGAAGACGUACGAGGCCACUGUGAAAGAGGCAGACGUGGAGGGGGGAGAGGUGCUCUACCUGGUGCACUACUGUGGCUGGAACGUCAGAUAUGAUGAGUGGAUCAAGGCAGACAAGAUUGUGCGGCCAGCAAAUAAGAACGUCCCCAAAAUAAAGCACCGUAAGAAAAUAAAGAACAAAGCCGAGAGGGAGCAAGACAGGCUGGAGAGGCUCGGCGACAGAGAGGUCCUCGGCCCAAACCGGGUCCCGCGCUCCAAAUGUGGCCUGACUCAGGACGUCUUCUCCAAAAUGAACGAGGGUGAGGACAAAGGGACGCGGCAGUCUCCGGUCAAGUCCAUAGAAAUUACGUCCAUCCUCAAUGGUUUGCAAGCUGAGAUGUCCACAGAUGAGAGCGAGCAUGAGGAUGAGGAGCAGGAGCACAAAGAAGAGGAACAACCCAGCGGCAGCAUCAGACGAGGUCCGGCAGAGCCACCGAAAACUCCUGAGCGCUGGGAGAGUGGAGUCCCCUCUGACGGGUCCAAAGUGUCCGCUGUCUCUGGAAGAAGCCUGGAUGCUGUGGGGGCAGAAAGCCCAGAAGUUGGGAAGCGCAGAGGCCAGCCAGAGCCGGAGAGAGAGGUGAACACCAGGAAGAGAAAAUCUGACAGCGCAGCUGAAAGGAGCACGAAGGGCCCGUCAAAAGUCAAGACCAGGAACACCAGGAGUGCGGACUGGUUACCGAGUGGCUCCCCUCGGAAGCUGGAGGACAGAGGAGCUGGUCCUGGAGUGGAGAGAGGGACUCUGUCCAGCAGCAGCUCAGAGGAUGAGAGCACAGCGCCAGCAGAGAUCCCUGCUGAGGAGAACGAGCGAAGCCGCACAAAAACCAAAGCAAAGAAGUACAACGGGCUAAAGGAGAAGAGCAAAGCUGGAAGACAGGCUGGCUUCUGGGAGAUUCCUGAGAAGAGGGCUAAAGGGUUGGGGAGCGCCGAGGAAAAAGGGGGCAUUCGACCCAAAGGACAGAAGGACGUGUGGUCCAGCAUCCAAGCCCAGUGGCCAAAGAAGACACUCAAAGAGCUGUUCUCUGACUCAGACACAGAGGCGGCCAACUCUCCUCCUCCUCCCGUACCCUCAUCUCUGGACGAAUCCAGAGAUGACCAGGAGGAAGGGCCGGAGGACGAAGGCUCCGAGGAGCAGAUGGAGAACGACAAGCUUCAGGAGUUUCCCAGCAGCGGAAGCAACUCUGUGCUCAACACCCCUCCCACGACGCCCGAGUCUCCCUCGGGUGGAGGAAGCAUGGUGGAGGAACCCAGCCAAGCCCCGCCCCCUUCUCCACCACAGACUCCUCCACCCGUCAUACCUCCAGAGCCGGCUUCUGACGCUCUGCCCCCAGAUCCAGUACAGGAGGAAGCAGCCGGUGGUCGCAGCGAGACAGACAGCAGCACCGUGGAGGUGGAGAGCCUCGGCGGAGAGCUGCAGGAGCUGCAGCAGGACGACGGGGCGGGGUCCCCCUCCAAGGUUUUUGACGUCAGUCUGUCCUGUAACAGCAGCAGCAGCUUGGAGUUGAGCAGCAGCAGCCAGCAGGACGGUGAGCAGAAGUCCAAAGUGUCUGUGGGUCAGAAGAGGCCGAAGGAAUCGCAGGCAGGCGGAGCCUCAAAGAAACACAAGCCUUCCCGCAAAAGCCUCGGUGUGCCUCCCAAAAAGAACCGGAAAACAGCUAACAGCAGCGACAGCGAGGACCAGUCUGUUGUUGAAGGUACGGCCAAACCAGCCGCCUGUAAGAACAGUGCUUCGGACCUGAAGGCCGCCGCUUCGCCCAAGUAUCACGGCCGCUCUCCCCCCUCCAGCCAUAAGUACCACAAGCAGGGCGACACCGAUCACUCUCACCACAGAGACGGCCACGGUAGAUCACCACGGGUGUACAAAUGGAGUUUCCAGAUGUCUGAUCUGGAAAAGAUGAGCAGCCUGGAGAGGAUUUCAUUUCUUCAGGAGAAACUUCAAGACAUCCGGAACCACUACCUCUCCCUGAAGUCGGAGGUGGCCUCUAUCGACAGGAGGCGGAAACGCAUGAAGAAGAAGGAAAGAGAAAGCGCAGUAGCUGCUUCUUCUUCCUCCUCUUCUUCGCCGUCAUCGAGUUCGCUAACAGCAGCAGUGAUGCUGACGCUCGCCGACCCUCCUGUACCGUCUUCAUCCUCCUCAUCUCAGAACUCUGGGGUAUCAGUGGAGUGCAGGUGACAGGAAGAAGCGGCAGCAGUAAGGACCCACCGCACGAAGCACUUAACCAGCACCCCGAGGUCGCCGCCCCCUUUCCUUUUCAGCAGGGCGGAGAAACCAACCUGACUGGUUCUCCUGCCACAGCUGGGGCACAAAAACCAGAAAAACAAGCACUAUUUUCUACUGACAACUGUUUCCUCGGCAAGCUAUCCGCACUUAAGUGCACUUUUAUGAAGAUUGUGUUUGGGGGGGAUGACAUUUUUUUUUUUUAAACUUUAGCCACAUCUCACUUUUGUGCUUUUAUUUCAUUUGGAGUUUUUUUUUUUUACAAGCAAUAACGGUUUCCGUUUGAUGGAGUUAGAAUUGGAUCACUUCAACCAACCAACAGAGUCCCGCUGCCACAUUUCUCUGUCCAUUUUCUGGCUUUGCAGUCCCACAGAAGGCCGUGGAUUUGGUUUCAGCUCAUCUCUGAAAGCUCCAGUGGAUGAAGAUGGAGUAACGCUGUAGUGCCUUUUGUUCCUCUGGAGAAAUUAAAUUUGCUUUCUAAGAAAAAACAAAAAAGAAAAACUGAAGUUUGGUUUGUGAGUGAGCAGCCAGCGAAGGGCUACGUCUGACCGAUGGUAAUGGAUGCUUUCCAUGUAUUUAACAACCUACUACUGAAUGCUCAGCCAUCCUGGGUAUUACUGUUGGAUGUGGCAUUAUAAACAGUGCAGUGAUGAAAUAGAAAAUAUUCACAUCAUCUACCUUUUUUAAUUAUUUUUAAUGCCUCUCUGCUGUAGCUCAGGACGUCCUGAGUCCUGCCCAGCCUUUUUCGCUGAAGAUGUGAUGUCUAAUGUACGGUAGAAGAUUAAG
Molecule: messenger RNA, 5055 nt
Organism: Cyprinodon variegatus (sheepshead minnow)
Lineage: Eukaryota; Metazoa; Chordata; Actinopteri; Cyprinodontiformes; Cyprinodontidae
Gene: arid4b
Product: AT-rich interaction domain 4B
Exons: 24
Coding region: 352-4224 (1290 amino acids)
Biological process (GO): regulation of transcription by RNA polymerase II
Cellular component (GO): nucleus
Molecular function (GO): transcription cis-regulatory region binding
Source: RefSeq, a predicted model, not a curated record